AUGCGCGGAAGUAGCCCACCCCGGUAUACGCGGCUACAGGCUCUGCGGACCACGUUAGGACUUCAGGCUUCGCACCCUGUCCAGAUAGGUGCCUAUAGCCACGCCGCGGUGGCAAAAGAACAUGGAAUUGCAGAGCAUAAGGAUCUGAAUCCAGGGGUCGUAGAUCAGUCUAGUGGAAGCGCCAACCCGUUGGCGGACGACAGCGAGGGCAGUGCCCCAGGGCAAGCCUUUGCUCUUCUAAAUGAGUACAUGUACGUCCCCAUUCUAUCUACAAGGCUGACGCAGAUCAGCGCUUUAGAGACCAGCAUGCGGGAACAGAAGCAGUGGAAUUGGGAUAUUGGGGAGACUCUGGACAAACUCCAAAAGUCCUCGUUUGGUAGCGGCGCCACAAAUGUUACAACGCGCGGCAAGGACACCAGCUUCUGA
This is a messenger RNA of Aspergillus welwitschiae, 426 nucleotides long. RefSeq lists its product as uncharacterized. NCBI's taxonomy places the organism in Eukaryota, Fungi, Ascomycota, Eurotiomycetes, Eurotiales, Aspergillaceae. Bases 1 to 426 code for a protein of 141 amino acids. The transcript has 2 exons. The record is from RefSeq and is a predicted model, not a curated record.